AUGCCUAGCCAGCAACCUGUUGCUCCGACCCGUGGCGUGGUCACUGUCGCGUGGCCGGCGCCUGAGCUCACGGAGCAGGCCAUGACAGACAUCACCGCGCUGACAAUGGAAGGCAUUCCGCCGCAGCCGAUGCUGUGGGGCGGCGAUGGCGAGGCUGCACUCCGCAUCGCGCUCUCUGGGCCGAUGCUAGAGUAUCUGACUAUCUCGCUGGCACCGAUGCCCACCUCGCUCGAUCCGCCGCUGGCUGGCAUGCUGGAGCGCUUGCUUGUCCUCAUGGCCGAGGCUGGCUUAUCGCGCAGGGUCUCGAGGCUGACCAUUCUGGGCAACGGGUGGACGGCGAGCUCAUCGCAGUCCGAGCUCUCGCUCGAGGCCACGAUGAAUGUGUCUGCCAAAGUGCUGGCAGCGUGCGCCGGGCUCAUCAUCGAGGCGAGCGUCAACAGCGUGUCGGAGUACGGCUAUCCGUACUACGCCCGGCAGGUUGUGUUUGUGCCGCCGCUGCACAUCUUGCGCAGCGUGAUGGGCGAGGCCGAGAUCGUGCGGUGGGCUGAGCUGAGCGAAGCGUUUAAUCCGACGGCCCGCAUGCCGCACGACUACACUGUCCACCAUCUCCCACCGCCCGCCGUCGACGGCUCGCACCUGUACGAUGGCGCGCCGGUCAAUGUGGCGCUGCCGCAUGGCGUGCCGCCUGUGCGCGGGCAAGUGGUGUGGAUGGGUGCGUUGCCAGGCUGCGACGGCGUUUUUGCCGCAAUCGCCGCCCGCUCCAACCCGAUUCAUCAGUACGCACUCAUGCUCAAGGCGUGGGCUGGAGCAGGACGUGUCGGCUCGGGUCCGGGCGUCUUCUUCGGCCACGGCUCUAUCGCCGGGCAUCAGGUGGUUGAUCCGUGGCGGGUUGGGCCGUGGCAUGUGGUGAUUGCCCGCGCCGAAGCGGUGACGCUUGACGCCCUCAACCAGGGUGUGCUGGGCAUGGACGACUUUGUGGGCUCGCGCCAGCUCCACAAGUGCCCGAUGGCCUGGGCGGGGUGCACCGCCAGUUUCCGUUGCACACUUCGAGUCGCUCGCCACCUCCGGCUCGAGUGCGAGCACGGGAUCAAUGGCACGCCUACGCUUGCUGUCCAGUCGCUGGCCGGCACACCAUCGGCUACCGGCUUGGAUCUGCAUGAUCUGCCGGGGGUGAUGCUGCGGUCGGUGGAUGCAAACCGGCCUAUCCUACUCCACGACCAUGAGCUUACACUGGUGCUCCACGACCAGGCUAGCUGGGCCAGCCAGGUUCGCCGUGCCGACGGAACCUGGAUUGUUGCCAGCGAUGGUGUUGCGCGAUACCUUGCCGGCAGCGCAACCGAGCGCGCUGUUCUUGCCGCGCACUGCGGCCCACACCUGGCGUCACCAGCUACGCUGGCCGAUUCGCGCUUGCCGGAUCUAGCACGCUUGGCGCGUCCACUCACUGGCAUCCUUGCCGAGCUUCCGACCGAGAUCCACUACGCUAUUGCUGCCAUGUGCCCGGCGCCGGCGCUAGCCGCGCUUGCCUCAACCUGCACUUACUUUUGGCGACUCCUUGACGAUCCGCUGCUGUGGCGGCAGCACGCCCGGUACUGGUACGGCAAGUCUGUCUCGUUGGGUCGCUACGCGUUCUUUGGAGGCUGGAGAAUGCUAGCUAUGGACAACAACGCGCUCGCUGACUCGACUUCUUUUUCAAGCGGAGUCUGCCGCACUGGCUGUGGGGAUCCCGGUGCCGAGUAUGCUGCAGCCUGCGCGUCCAAGCUGGAGAGUCGGCGCGAGCGGCGCAACCGCGGCGGCGGCAGCUCGAGUGAUGUGACCACCUCGGGCCGCUCCGUCCGCGAUCAGGUCAGCCAGCCGCACUACGAGCUGCUGCCGUCGCUUCUGGACAUUGCUGACGCCAGCGACGUCGCUGUCGACAGCGAGACCGGCCUUGUCUGCCUCUCGUGGGCUGCAAGCAAACCGAUGUGUGGUUCCGUUCGCCGCCUCGAUGGCGGCAAGGUCCGGUUCUCAGGCCCGGCCCCGCUUGGCGCGGUGUCUUCUGCCGGCCAGCUUUGGUCUGCUGUCAGUUCUGGCAGCUACAACUACUCGUGGACGAAGCCAAGCUUUGGCAGCGAGGUCAAGCUCUUUACUGACACUGGCGUCGCCAAACUCGACGCUGAGCCCCUCGCCGCCAUUGCCAGCUUUGAUGGCUGGUGGUACAUGUACCAAGGUCGCCCGAUGUUCCUGCUGGAGUCCGAGCCGUGAGCCGUGGGCAUGAGCUAUGGGCCGUAAACACCAUUAUUUGCUGA
Molecule: messenger RNA, 2285 nt
Organism: Thecamonas trahens ATCC 50062
Lineage: Eukaryota; Apusomonadida; Apusomonadidae
Exons: 1
Coding region: 1-2241 (746 amino acids)
Molecular function (GO): protein binding
Source: RefSeq, a predicted model, not a curated record